UGUAGUAAUAAACUAAUAAUCAUCAUUCCGGUACCUUCGUAGAAAAUAAAGAUUUUGAAACGUCCGGUACUGGUUAUAAAUAUCCUCCUCCAUAGCUCAUUCUUUAUACUUUACAGUCUACACCACUCUUAAACACCCCCUAAUUCUUUAAAAUUCAUCAACAAUGGCGGAACCCCCCUCCAUGAUCACAAUUUCCGCCGCAUACCCUCCUAACCCUAACGACAAUCUCUUCAGCGUCAUCUUCAACAACAACCGCCUUAUCCAAACCACCGUAACCUCAGACCCAUUCGUCCUAACAGCUUGGCUUUCCACCAUUUCCUCCGCUUCAAUAAUCGGUCUUGAUAUCGAAUGGCGCCCUAAUUUUAGUAAACAAUUCGAGAAUCCAGUCGCAACUCUUCAACUCUGUACUGCAUCUGAUUCCUCCACCACUACUUGCUUAAUCUUUCAGUUUUUUUACUGUUCUGUUCCUCUACCUAGGAUUCUUUUCGAUUUUCUUGAUGAUGGGAGGUUUACUUUUGUUGGCGUUGGGAUUCGAUCUGAUGCUGAUAUGUUGCUCGAAUGUCAUGGAUUGAGGGUGAGGAAUGUGGUUGACAUAUCGGAUCUUGUCGCGGACAAGAUUCACGGGACUAGAACAGGAAUGGGAUUGAAGCAAUUAGCUCAAGUUGUGUUGAAUGUUAAUGUUGCUAAGCCUAGGGAAGUUACUAUGAGUAGGUGGGAUGCUGAAUGGUUGAGUUUUCAGCAGAUUCAAUAUGCUUGUAUUGAUGCUUUCUUGUCAUAUGAGAUUGGGAAAACACUGAUCCCUCUUCCUUCCAUACCAAGAUCGACAACAUCGAACAAAUAAUCUGAUAAUGAGGUAAUUUUGAGUUUAAUUUUUAGGGUAAAAUUAGAGAAGAUGAUGGUUGGAAUGAUCAAGAAUUGAAGAAUUCUGUAUGAUUUUUAGGGUAAAAUUAGUUUGGUUAAUUAUGACUGAUUGUGGACAGCUUAGAUAAUGUGUAUGAACGACUAGUAUUGAUUUGCUAAUGGUUUCUUUUAAUGAUUUUGUUUGGUUAUCUGAUGCUUUUCUUAUGAAGAUAUUGUUUCUGAAAUUGGUUUCUCAUGGACAAGUAUAUAAUAAAAUUGACUUAUGACUUGAAAAUGGAGCAACAAUGGAGUCUGGAGUCUGGAGUCUGGAGUAUGAAGAGGGAAUGUUUUGCUAAUAUGGGGAUGCUAUUAGUUAACGUUUAACAAAUUUUUUACUAAACCAGUUGAAUUACCAUCACUUUUCAUUUUUGUCCAAUUGAAAAUUAUGUAUUUUUUCAUGAACUAUUUUUGUGAUAGACUUUUUUUGGUGAGACGAUCUUUUACCAUACAUAUUCUCAUAAUAUGAUGAAAUGACUUAUUUAAUUGAUG
This is a messenger RNA of Amaranthus tricolor (Joseph's coat), 1389 nucleotides long. Its product is annotated as 3'-5' exonuclease-like. The transcript has a single exon. Gene Ontology annotation, biological process: nucleobase-containing compound metabolic process. Gene Ontology annotation, molecular function: nucleic acid binding; 3'-5' exonuclease activity. The record is from RefSeq and is a predicted model, not a curated record. Gene Ontology annotation, cellular component: nucleus; cytoplasm. Lineage: Eukaryota; Viridiplantae; Streptophyta; Magnoliopsida; Caryophyllales; Amaranthaceae. Bases 164 to 841 code for a protein of 225 amino acids.